Messenger RNA from Adineta ricciae, 1584 nucleotides. Lineage: Eukaryota; Metazoa; Rotifera; Eurotatoria; Adinetida; Adinetidae. The record is from the annotation of a GenBank genome assembly.
AUGAUUAUGACUAUCGCCAGUAUCGAAUGUUUGCCCGACGAAAUGUUCGUGGAGAUCUUUCGUUAUCUUGAUGGAUAUGAUAUAUUACAAUCAUUUUUAAAUUUGAAUUAUCGUUUCCGACAAUUGCUGACAAGUUCGUCUCUUAAACUGAGAGUCAAACUUUGCGGAGAGAUUCUGUUACCGCAAAAAUACCAAAUCUAUUCACUUCAUUUAUCUUAUGAUCUGCACAUGGAUCAAUUUUUAACUUCCUAUCCAAUCGACUCAUCAUUUACUCAACUAGAAUCACUCAGUAUUCAAUUCAUCCAAACAGAUCAAGCUCUUCGCCUUCUUCAAAACUUACUUUAUUGCCCUCGUCUUCACCAACUGACUAUCCGCCUUGCAGAUGAUCAAAUUGAUCUUUACACCAUCUACUCAUCGAUAUUCCGCUUACGAGUAUUAAAUUAUCUCAAAAUUUCAUCAUUAGAAAAUGGACUGUCAUUCUUUUGGCCAUAUCAAUCACUCAAAUCAGCAAAUCUGAUUAAAUAUCUGAUCAUUGACCACCCUUGCACAGUCAAUGACAUCAUGACUAUUCUGUCGUUUACGCCUAAUCUCAGUCAUUUGACCUGUAAGAAGUCUUUAACAUGUUUGUUUACCUCUUUUCCGUUGAUCGCCACUGAUAAACUGAUAUUUUUAUCACUGAAAGAUUGUCAGAUGGACUUCGAUGAAUUCGAAACCUUUAUUCGCAAAAUCUCUUCAACCCUACAAAUAAUGAAGGUUGUUACAUUCAAUGAUUCAUCCUACCUUGAUGCAAAUCGAUGGCAACAACUCAUUUCUACGAAUAUGUUGCAAUUACGAAAGUUUUACUUCGAAUAUCAUGAAUAUUUUGAUGAUGAUUAUAAAGUGACUCCCGUACAUCACUUGGCCAAUCAGUUUACGAAUCAAUUUUGGAUCGAAAAACAGUGGAAAUUUGAGAUAAGUAUUGAUAAUUUCGAAAUUAUCUAUUCAAUUCAGCCAUACACAAAUGAAAUUUUUGAUUCAAAACUUCAACUUCGAUGGACAAAGCAUUUAGUUGAAUCAUUGAAUAAAAGCCUCAUUAGAAAACUUGAUCCAUUUUUAACUGUAUUUAAAAUUGCUCGUCUCAAUGUUGAUUGUAGUAAUAUUCCUAUAUUAAUGUUGGCCAAAUUGAUACAAAAAUUAUCAUAUCUAACAAAUUUAACAGUAUUAUGUUUACCAUCGUGUGAAGCAGAAAAUUGGUUGAACAAAAAACAUCGCAUAGUACGCUUGUCACAGAAAAAUCACAGUAUUACACAAGUUAAUUUACAUUCUAUAUCUGAUAUGCAACAAGUUCAAUUUGUUCUUUGUCUUUGUCCAUUUGUAGAAUAUUUAACAAUGAAUUGUACAGAUGGUAUCGACCUGACAUCACUUGUGAAGCUUAUUUUUCAAACUAAUCAUACAUGUAUUGAGUAUCUUAAACAAUUAUGUCUGAUUGUUCCACUCGUACGAGACGAACUCACUCAAAACUUAUGGAGAAUGGUCAAUUCCUGUCGAUGCAACUUUGCAAUUAAAUACAUAAACAAAAUAAUAUACUUUCAACGGAACUUAUAA